Messenger RNA from Penicillium manginii, 180 nucleotides. RefSeq lists its product as uncharacterized. Bases 1 to 180 code for a protein of 59 amino acids. The record is from RefSeq and is a predicted model, not a curated record. Lineage: Eukaryota; Fungi; Ascomycota; Eurotiomycetes; Eurotiales; Aspergillaceae. The transcript is spliced from 2 exons.
AUGCAGACUUUUACACUGGGACCAAAGAAAGUUCAGAAGACAGUUCAUAUGUAUGCACACCGCAUUGUAGACACAGACACUCCGUUCAUAGCACAGAGCGAGAACCUCGAGCAAAAGCACCGCCCGUGUACGGAGAACAUGUCUGUGCAGUCCUACGCCGUUACGAUCGACACCGGCUAA